CAUGUAGAGCCACAUUAUUCCAUUUAACCCGAGAGUAUUUGUUUGAAACUACUGGAUCAUCCUUAUUUUCCUUAACAUAUAUACCCCACACCACACCUCAUCCCUUCUUGUGAGUGAAAGAGGUGCAACUCAAAUUUUCUCACCAUGCCUUCAACUGCCUUAAAAUGGCUAAGCCUUGUUGGAAUCAUUUGGCUCCAAGCCAUAAACGGCACAAACACCAAUUUCCCUGCUUACUCCUCCCAGCUCAAGCAACUCCUUUCCCUGUCACAGUUUCAGCUCAAUAACCUUGCUUUUGCCUCAGAUGCUGGCAAACUCUUUGGCUUCUUUUCUGGCAUGGCCACUACUUACCUCCCCUUUUGGCUUGUCCUCAUGAUAGGUUCAACUCUUGGCCUAGUUGGCUAUGGUGUGCAAUAUCUCUUCAUAACAAACCAAAUCUCCUCCCUCUCCUAUUGGCAUGUCUUCUUGCUAACUGUUUUAGCAGGGAACAGCAUUUGUUGGAUUAACACUGUGUGCUAUGUGAUCACAAUAAGAAACUUUCCAUCUCAUCGCCAAGUUGCUGUGGGGUUGACAACUAGCUACCAAGGGUUAAGUGCCAAGAUUUACACCAGCAUUGCUGAUGUUGUUCCUGGACACAAAAAGGCUAAAACAUUUCUACUUUUGAACUCAGUUUUGCCUAUGUUAGUUUGCCUAAUAGCAGCUCCCGUGGUCAGAGAAUUUUAUGUCACGAGACCUAGACACAUGGAUGUUGGAUUUGUUGUUAUGUUUGUUAUCACAAUUGCCACUGGAAUAUAUGCUGUGGUGAGCAGCUUGCAAUUUGUCUCGAGCAAAAUAUCUUCACUGGGUAGCUUUAUUGGUGUUUUGGUAACCCUUUUGUUCCCUCUAUUAGUUCCACUUUCCAUGAAGAUCAAUUCACUAGUAGAGUCAUGGCACAAAAAUAGAGAAAACCAAAGAGUGUAUCAUUUUACUGCAGAGGAGAGUCAGAAUGAAGAGAGGGAAGAAAAUGAGGUGAAAGAGGGUGAAGAUAGUAUUAGUAGAGAAGUUCAAUAUGUAGGUAUAAGAGAGGAAAUAGGAGUAAAAGUGAUGCUGAGAAGAGUAGAUUUCUGGUUAUAUUUCCUUGUCUAUUUGUUUGGUGCAACACUCGGUUUAGUGUUUCUGAAUAACUUGGGACAAAUAGCUGAAUCCCGGGGUUACUCUAGCACUUCAUCAUUGGUGUCUUUGUCAUCUUCUUUUGGCUUCUUUGGCCGUCUCAUGCCAUCUAUUAUGGACUACUUUUACAGGGGUAAGUGUACAAUAUCAAGACCAAGACCAGCUUCUAUGGUAGCAUUAAUGGCUCCAAUUGCAGGGGCAUUUUUCUUACUUCUCAACAAAACUCAUCUUGCUCUCUAUGUUAGCACUGCCAUUAUUGGAUUGUGCACUGGAGCCAUCACUUCCAUUUCUGUGUCCAUCACCACUGAACUAUUUGGAACCAAGAAUUUCUCUGUGAAUCAUAAUGUGGUGGUGGCCAACAUCCCAGUGGGGUCCUUUCUGUUUGGAUACUUGGCUGCAAUUGUUUACCAUAAAGGAGAGUAUGAAGAUGGAAAAUGCAUGGGCAUGGAAUGCUACAAAACCACUUUCAUCAUCUGGGGCUGCCUUUGUUUCUUUGGCACCUUUUUGGGUUUGAUUUUACAUGCUAGGACUCGCAAGUUUUACUCACAAACUAUAGGAUAAAUUAUUUUUGCUACUUAUACACCUGAUAACACCUAUAUUAAUCCCAACACCCAUUAGUGUAUAGUAUUUUUUUUCUUUUGGUAGAAUCCAAUAUAUAGGUUCUAUACUAAUCCCGUGUAUUUUUAUAUUACUUGAGUUAUGAUGAAAAUGAACACUUAUCAGUGUAUUAGGAAAGUAUGUAUACUAUUUCAACGGUAAUUAAAUAAGCAUAUAUACAUACGUUGCAAGUUCA
Cajanus cajan (pigeon pea) is the source of this 1939-nucleotide messenger RNA. Its product is annotated as Major facilitator superfamily protein. The record is from RefSeq and is a predicted model, not a curated record. Gene Ontology annotation, cellular component: membrane. NCBI's taxonomy places the organism in Eukaryota, Viridiplantae, Streptophyta, Magnoliopsida, Fabales, Fabaceae.